AUGAAAGAACUAUCCUUGGAAAACGAAUUGGAACUGAUCUAUGAGUACACGUUGUCAGUGGAACUUUUAAUAAAACGGUUGAGUGAUUAUAUCAAGAGGAAACACACACAGAAAAAAAUAAUUGAAAGGAGGGAUCUUUUGAACAAAUUUGUUCUCAAGUACCUAAAUAAAAAUGUCCCCUCGAAGUUAUCUCAUCAUAUGCGAUAUGCCAAGAAUAACAAAUUUUAUGAACAGAUUUUUUUGUGCGCCUUCUACCAUGUCAUUGUAAAGUUGGUGGUGCGCGACCCUCUGUUCGGUUUGCAGAAGGGAGAAGGACGAAGCGGUCAUGAUGGGUUGAACGCAAGUGAUGGUUGUAGGCUGAACGGAGGGCAGCCCAAAUGUACAGAAAGGGCAAAUGUGUAUGUGACCACGAAUGAAGGGAUGGGGAGGAAAGAGGAAGUGUGCAACAAGGCGGUUGAGUACAUAAUGAGGGAGAAUUUGCCUUGUCACAAGUUAAAUGACGGACUUUUAAUUCUUCAUUCAACGUAUGAGCAAAUAUGCGACGUCAUUUAUGCAUUCAGCGUUAUAUGCUAUGUGUACGAGUUUCACUCGUUUUUUAGAAUAAGGAAUGUAAAAAUUGCAAAAAAUGACAAGUGCGCAUUUGGCUUUUUCAGCUGGAUUUACGACAUCAAGUUGUUCGUUUUGAAAAAUUUGAAGCUGGGACAGGUGCGCACAAGUGGGAGAACAGGGAGACGUGACGGAAGUAAUGAGAAUCAUUCGGGGCAGACGCAGAGCCCCAGUGUAGCCCCGAACAACGCAGAGACGUGUCAUAAUGGCCAGGAGAACGAGUUUGAUAGUGGAAGCAGCAGCAACGCAGAUUUUAUGACAAGCACGGAGGGUGGAGGAAACACAUUUGUAAAAAUGUGUGUAGAUAAAAACGGUCCACAGGAGAAUUCCGCCCACCUGGGUAAUAGCACCGUGGAAAUAGAAAACUCAAUUGUUGAUGAAGAAUUUUUUAAUUUCAUGUUAAGCAGGGGCAAACAUAUUGAAAGAAUUUUCUUCGCCCAUCCGGAUGAGGUGCAAAGUUGCUAUGAUGGCAUAAAUGGCGAAGGACUUUCAAGUAACCAUUUAGGAAGAGGCACCAACAAGGGAGGUAAAAAUAGCCAAGAUGAUAAGAGAAGGAAUUACCCAAAUGAUACUCCCGAUAGGGAUAGGAAUGUAAUGUCAAAUGAUAUAAACAAUGGAGUUGGAGUUUCUGUGGGUCAAUUUCACGGUGGAAAUGGUCACGUAGGAAUGUAUGCCCAGUUCAGAAAUGAUACGAAUAGGGUGUUAGUUUAUGGGGGUAAGUGGAAGAUAAAAAAUUAUAGCGAAGUAAAGACCCAUUUUGAGCAGCUAUACAAUAAGAUGAAGAACGUGAAGACAUCCAAAUUGUACAUACCCCUCUGUCUUUACGUCAAUUACGCAUUUGAUUUUUAUCACUUGAGCGCAAAAAGGAAAAGUUGGAAAAUUAUAAAUGUUAGUUUAUGUUUUGAUGAAGGAGCGUAUGACUGUACCAAGGUUAACAAAAAUUGCAAUACAAAUCAUGUGAACAGUUUUUUUUCAAACUGGAAUAGACAGCCGGAGGAGGAUGUGAACAGGAGAAGCUGCGUUUCGUUUUAUAUGGGAGGCCUUGUCGAAUUCAUUAACAAAAAUAACAGUUUGAAAAAAAGGCGCAUAAUGGCUGCGCUGAAGAAAUAUAUCGAUUGCGAAAUGCUCGAUAGAAAUAAUUCGCCUUCCCUGGAGGAGAACGAAGAGGAUGAGAAAAAAAAUAAAUGUGAUGCAGCAGACUGUGAUCAAUACUAUAAGAUAUUUUACACACCCAAUGGAGUGUUUGGACAGGAUGGAGACAUUGGAAGGAGGGAACCUGGAUGUAAAAACAACACCCACAGUGCGUCGUCCUCUGAGCAUUUUAGUUCUGACCAUAUAAGUGGAGAAAUGGAUCAAAUGCAACCCCAUGGAGGACAAAAUAACUACCCAUGGAACGGCACAACAAUCGAUCAUGAGCAAAAAAAAGGCCAAAAGGGAAGAAAAAAAAAUGCACAUAUUGGUCCAUGUCAAAGAGGAAAGAAGAACCCAAAUUAUUUCGUUAUAGGGAUAAACGAAUUUGUUAGCGAGCUUCUUUAUAUGUUCAUUUCAUAUGUCUGCUUGAAUGUUACAAAAAUUGCAAUUUUCCUAAUCGAGAGGUAUAAGAUGACCAUACCGAACAGGUACUUAGAUCUGAGCUCCUACCUAUUUAUAUGCCAAUCGAAUAAGCUGAAUUCAAACAUUCUACAUUUCAUAAACAAGUACAAAAUUUAUCAUUAUCUUUUUCGAAAUGAUGUUUCAAAGAAGGACUUGAAGGAGAAUUAUUUUAUUUACAAAAAGAUCAAGUGCAGUGAGAUGGGGAGAAAGCACAAUGAUCUGUACUUGAAAUUUUUGGAAGACAUUGAAACUCAGUAUUAUGUGACUUGUUCUGGAGAGAAUAAGAGGGGAUAUUCGGCACUAUGUUCUGGAAAUGCGGUCGAUAAUAGGGGGAGCAAUGAUUACUCGAUGCGCGUUCGGUUGAGGGAAGGACGCCGCAGAGGGAAGCAACUUGAGGGGAAUUUUGACACAGGACACCCUUAUGAUAGUGGUAAUGGGGAAAGAAACGCGGGCUUAACGAGCAGUAGUAACAGUUUUAGCAAUGAGGGAAGCCACGGAGAAAGCCAUGGACGAGGAAAUCGUGAGGGAAGCCAAAGCGGAAGUAACAGUGGAACUCACAGCGACAGCAAUAGAAGUAGAAGCAGCAAAUUGUACUCCACACCCAACACUUGUACGAAUAGCCACAACCAACAUAUUAAUGAGUCUUCGUCAACUAAGAAGGAAAACAUGAAAGGUGAUAUGAAAAAUGUUUUGGUAUGGGCAGAGAAUCACAGUAGCCAGUCAAGCGAAUGGAAGAAUUGCUCCAGCAGCAAUGUCAAUUUCAAGCACGGACAACACAGUGCUACAAUUGCUACUGUGGAAAGGAGUCAAGGGGGAGGAAUGGCGCUACCAAAAAGUAAUCACACCGAUAUGAAUAGCCCGAAUGAUGAAAUGGCAUGCGAUGUGGCAACUGCCAUUUUGUACCCAUCGGAUGGGAGGAGCGCAAAAGGGGGUGCUGCACAGAUCGGGGGGUUCCCUUGUGCAGAUGCCGUGUGCUUGGGUGGAAGUAACCGUAGUGGAGGUACCAACAGGGAGAAUGCCUUCCAUGCGGGCGUAACCCACGAAGGCGACCAAGCCGAGAACAAAAGAAUCGAAGAGGUAGACCAUUCCCCGAACUUGAACCAUAUGAACAACAGCAAAUAUUACAACGAUAUUACGUACAACAGUUGCGAAGGUGAACAAUACUACUGCGAGGUUCAUAGCAACAACGUGUGCAAGAGGGAGGAUACACACAAUAGAGUGAAAAUAUAUUAUCCAGAGGGGUGCACGCAAGAGAAGCGGUUGGAGCGUUCAGAUAUAUUGGAGCUGGCGGAGCAGUUCAAUUGGCAAGACAAAAAUGGCCAUGCUUUGGCGAAUGAAGUGUGUAACGUAGGAGACAGUUGGUACUACGGUUGCGCUGCGGGGGAGAAAGAAAGAAUGGUUAACGUUCCCCUGGUGAGCGUCUCUCCUAGCAGUUCACCCCUAAACCCUGCGUAUGUUAGAAGCAUAAACUUCCUCAAUCGUGAGGCGUACCCAGUCAAGCUAAACGUGCCAUACAGCCUGAACCUGAAUGACAUUCUAAAGAGCGACGUGCGCAUUUUACACUUGGUCGACAGCUGCAAGGGAAACAAAACACUGGAGCUAGAAUUGAUAAAGCAGCAACUAAAAAACGGAAACGUAAAGUACGCAAUCAAGUUACUAAAGAUGUUCAACUAUGAGUUGCUACAAUUUCCAAACCUAUUCUACUACCUAAAUUAUAAGUCUUACAAUUAUCUGGUGAACAGCUUCGACAGAAGGUACAUAAUUUAUUACCUAUAUGACAACCCUAAGUAUUUGAAGAUGUAUUUUAAUGCUUUAUUGAAGAAGAAGAAUUUGGAGGCGUGUCUCUUGGCUGUGUACUUUUUGUACCCCUUGUACAUUUCUUCUGAAGACGUAGACUUUCGAAUGUUUUACUUUUUGUUUUUCAAGCCGAGGAAGAUGAAGAAGACGAAUUACAACAGCAACAUUGUACACAACGAGCCGUACCUGCGUCAAUACGAAAAUGAGUACAGAGAUAGAGACCGAGACGCAAGAAGGAACAGCGGUAGUGGGUUUGCCGACGGCGAUGGAAAUGCCUGCGAAAAUGGUACCGAUAGUGGUGCUGGCAGGGGCAGCCCCCCUGUUGCAGGUAUGAACCCAUUGUGCAAUCAGAACUACAACACUGUAUACUCCUUUCUAAAAAACGAAUGUGUAAUUAUUAAUGACCUCCAUUUUUGUUUCAAAAAUGAGGAAGUCAUGCCUUUCGACAGCGUCACGAGGAAGGUGUACAAAUUGACAGACCUGUGUAAAUAUUUCGACGUAUUUGAAAAGCUAAAAAAAAUUAAUACGGAAAUUAUUAGAAACUCGUUUGAUUAUCUAAUUAAGAGGAACGGAAAGUGUUCAUGUCCAAAGAAUUUUAUUUGCAUAAACGACUUAGGGUCAUCUUUGAAAGUCGUAAAAGUUUUAGAAACGUUCGAAGAUUUCUUUACACUUUAUGAAUACAUAAAGAAAAAAGAGAGAGUCAUAUUUAUUGAUGCAGAAUGGAAAUGUACUAUAUUUCGUGAAAACCCCAUCGUUUCGAUUUUUCAAGUAGCCCUAAAAGAUAACCCCGUGUCGUACAUAAUUGAUUUGAAAAAAAUUGCAGUAGAGAAUUACGAAAUUAAUUAUUACAUUUCUGAUCUUUUUCGGGAUCAAAAUAUUAUUAAAGUUGGAGUGGCUUUUUUAAACAACGAUAUGUUACAUUUUAGAAAAUACUAUGACAUUUUUGCCAUGUUGAAAUGGGAAAAAUAUCACAGCAUAUUGGUGGACAGCAUUGAUAAGGGAGAAGAAGUAUCCAUCAUGGGAGAAGAUCAUACGGACUUUUUGGCUUCAUAUGAACUCCCAUUAGGAAAGGAACAAAUGACUAGCAACAGCACGAGUGACUGGGAUGUGUUGUUAAGGCGGAUUAUGAAGAGCGUCUGCGAGAGUGAUGACCGCAGUGGAAAUGCAAAUGAUGGUGGGAUCCAUCUGAACGAAGGGGAACAAGGUCAACAUACUAACAGGAAUGGUCCCCAUGCGGCAGAUAAACGAAGGAAAGGAGGAGGAAUACAAAAUACCAAUUUGAGUAACGACAUAAGUUAUAAGAAUAUCUUUCCUGUUAAUUAUUUUGUGAAAUACAAAAAGAACCAAGCAUUGAUAGAUAAGCAUUUGAACUCAAAAUGCAGUGUAUGUGGAAAGGUUGGGAUUUACAGUUGUAUACACAAGUACUAUGACUUGGAGUGUAUUUACCUGAAAUAUUAUGAGCAGCUGAAGGGGUACUUUCCUCAUUUACGAAAGAACAUGAGUUAUUCUGUCAAAAUAUUUGGGAAAGCUUUAUGUCCAGACAAGGAAGUUAACAAAGAGUGCCAGCUCAUGAACUGGAACUUUAGGCCCCUUUCCUCCACCAGUGUAGAGUAUGCCAUACUAGACGUUCUUAUUUUGAAGAACUUUUUUAAUUUAAUUCAGUCCAAGUUGUCAUUUAGUAUUGAGCAGGCCCUCUAA
Molecule: messenger RNA, 5694 nt
Organism: Plasmodium fragile
Lineage: Eukaryota; Apicomplexa; Aconoidasida; Haemosporida; Plasmodiidae
Exons: 1
Coding region: 1-5694 (1897 amino acids)
Molecular function (GO): nucleic acid binding
Source: RefSeq, a predicted model, not a curated record